UGUCUCAAGAGGGAAAAGAAUCUGAAUUCGUUUGAUUUUUCUUUUCCCUAUAAAAAAAAACAAUAUCAAUAAGUAUUUGGAAUAAAGAAAAAUAAAAAUGUCUGCUGUACCUGUAUCUGCGUCAAGGGUGUUUAUUAGUGCAGAAAAGUCUUCUAUGUAUCGGUGGUUUGUACAGCCUGCCGUGAAUGCGUUUCAUUAUAUUGAGCGUCGUUCGCAGCGUAGGCUUGCAAUGUUAGAACCUGAAACGAUGAAAUAUGUUCAAGCGCACGAGGCUGACGGCACCGACGCCGCAAAAGCUCUCACAAGCUUCCACAUUCAACAGCAGCGGCAUCUUCUCCAUUAUCGUGUCCUACGUUUUUGCACAGAGUUUCGAUAUUUAUUUUCCAUGCAGUACUUCAAGAAUUAUAACGUGAAAGAUUUUGUGUGGGAUGCUCGCUUUCUGACAAGGGCGUUGUUUUUAUUUAUCGUGGGGGUGAUAGUCGGGCGACAGAGUGUAUUCCCGCUGAUUGAACCGGAUAGUCCGUUUGUACAGGGUUUAACACACAAAAUAAUUCCCAGCUAUUAGAAGAAGCGUGGAGAAAAGUGCAGUAAAAUACGAUUAAAAUUAGUAUCGGUAUUAGUACCACUUAUAUUGUUUGCUGCUGCAUAUCUACCAAGACUUUUGCUUUCCUCACAAAAUGUUUUCUGCACAUAUGUGUUUUAUUUCGUUGUUAUAUUCUAAGACGGGAAAAAAGGAUAUAUUGCAGGUUAAUAAAAGGACCCCAACAUCCCCUUUGUCAAUACCUGAUCUUGAGCUUCUUACACGUUGACCUGAAACAAGGAAAUCAAAAAGUUAAUAAAUAUGAGUUGAGGGAGAUGUUAGAAGGAGAAGAGAUAUGUAUCGAUUCUCAUAUAAGCUGGUUAUACGUGUUCAAAGAGGUCUUUCUCCUCUUAAUAGUGGACAAAGUUUCCUUGAAUUCACGUGAAUCAGGGCUCUGUUUUCAAGCUUAUGCGCUAAAAACGUAUGUGGAGACUAAAAAUUAUUACAACAUAACGAUGGCAUAAAAAUUUGGACCCUUGUACGCAUAUACCCUUUUUGGAUUGCUGAAUGGGAUUACCUGAAUAUUGUUUAUUUAUUUGACGAA
Phytomonas sp. Hart1 is the source of this 1124-nucleotide messenger RNA. Lineage: Eukaryota; Euglenozoa; Kinetoplastea; Trypanosomatida; Trypanosomatidae. The record is from the annotation of a GenBank genome assembly.